Messenger RNA from Aphanomyces invadans, 2420 nucleotides. RefSeq lists its product as hypothetical. The record is from RefSeq and is a predicted model, not a curated record. The transcript has a single exon. Lineage: Eukaryota; Oomycota; Saprolegniomycetes; Saprolegniales; Verrucalvaceae. The coding region runs from base 1 to 1335 and encodes 444 amino acids.
AUGCGUCGCACAAGUCACUGUAGCAUAUCUCCGAGUCCCGCGAGCUCCGUGGGGGGGUCCUCGGCCCCCACGACACCGCGUGAACUCGCAACAACCACUACAGCACGAGCAUCCGUCGCUAUCCGCCAAUGCACGUUCCCACAUUGCCAUAACAAGGUGCGGUCCAAAGGCCUGUGUAAAGCUCAUGGCGGUGGCCUUCGCUGCAUGGCCCAAGGCUGCACUCGCAGCUCACAAGGCAAGGGGUACUGCAUCCGCCACGGCGGCGGGAAGCGCUGCUCCAUGGCAGGAUGCAGUCGUUCGUCCCAGUCUAACGGAUUUUGUAAAUCCCACGGCGGUGGGCUUCGCUGCCAGGAGCCCAAUUGCAACAAAAGUUCGCAAGGCGGGGGGUACUGCCGCUUGCAUGGCGGUGGCCACCGCUGCCAACACGACCAGUGCGACAAAAGUGCCCAACGCGGCGGAUACUGCUCCACCCACGGCGGCAACCGCGCGUGCAAGUUCCCCGACUGCACCAAGAACGAUCGCGGUGGCGGGUACUGCGCCGAGCACGGGGGUGGACGGCGGUGCACGUUCGAGUCGUGCAACAAGCCCGCUCGAGAACAAGGCAUGUGUUCGCAUCAUGCUGCAGCAAUGUCCGGUGGAGCACUCAUACUGGCGCCGCCCACGAUGUUGCCGUCGCCGAUGACCGCCACCAACAUGGGAUCGCUGGACGUGUCGUUUGGGCAAACUCUUGCGUAUCACCACACGAUGUAUCCGCCAGUCAGCCAAGACCCCCACACCCGCAAUUUCCCUAGAUCAGUGUCCUUCAAUUCGUAUUUCCACGACGUCGUAUCGACCGACGCGUCGAUGCCUCGCGGGUUUAGUGGCAGCGACGUCGUGCACGAGUACUUCACAAAGGCCGAGUCAGCACCACCGUACCCGCACCACGAUCAUCAACAGCACCACAUGGCCACGAUGGCGUCGCACGCGGCGCACCAAGCGUCGUUGAGUUCUGGGUAUCGGUUCGGGGUACCGCCGUAUGCGUUCUCUAGCCCAUUGCCCGUGCCCCCUUCAGCAUCGGCCAACAUGUACACGGUCCCGUCAUCGGGCGGCCCGUCGCACCAUCCCAGCUACCACCACCAAUCGUUGCCGCACGACGAGAUAGCCAUGCAUCCCUCGUCCUUCCUUCCCGACCCGUUGCCGUACCCAUACCCAGAACAGUGCACCACGGGCAGCCCGUCCAUGCUGUACCACCCACCCCUCGCUCGAUUGCCCCAUAGUCACCACACGGACGGGUUGGCAGCGACCCAUCAAGCGGGGACGGGCAUCUUUUCGCCGCCGCGACGCGAUUUACCCUAGCUGAAUGCAUGCAUAACCCGUUAACUUAUCGCUCAACUCAAACGAAUCGGCGCCUGAUCGCAGUUGCUGCGUCGCGUUCGUGCCCAAGACGAGUCGAAACAUUCGUCGUUCCUGCCGACAACAUAGCACGCCGGCCUCGCCGGAAUUUUGCGCACGUCAACCGUACUCGCCAUGAAGCAACAUUGCACAAUGCAGACACAACAUAACCAUGCGUCAAGCAUGCGCCAGCGCUUCGAGUUCGAGCACAACGUCGCGAGGAGUCCAUCGUGAUGGUUGUGGCGCAGCAGCGACGGACACUUGGACAUGGCAUGUCGUGCUAUCAACAAGCGCCACAGUAAGGACGAAGGCGGGAGAGGAAGUCGCGAGGACGACGUAGUGGCCUUGGGACUCAAGGACGAUUCCGUCGGCUGGAGACAGUUGGAGAACGUCCCGAAGGCGCGCGACGUCCAAAAGUGCCGACUUGGUGGACGAAGGCACGUCAACGACACUUUCGAAGGAGGGAGAGAUCGACCAUUGUUGUACCAAGUACACGCUGAAGUCGUUAGUCUUCUGCAGCCGUUGGCCGCUUCCUGGGCUCACGCAGGACACGAUAAUCUGUCCGUUGUACUGAUCGAUGGUGGGCAGGUUGAGAGGGAUGACCGCCGACGCGUGGGCACCAACGUCAACAUCUUCAGGGGAUGUCUUGAAGUCGAGGACAGGGUCGUCGUUUGCAUCACUAGAAACUUCAGGGAAGCGACGGCGGAUCGAGAUGGCACAGCACACAACAGGGAUCGGAAUCGCGCCAGAGUUCUUCACGUCCAAAUGAAGCAUCGGCGCACAUGUACCGGAGCUCUGUUUGAUUUCGCAGCGGACGUGAAGACUCUGCAGAAGCAGGUGCUCCAUCAUGUCGUUCAUCAUGCGAGACAUGCCAACGCUUUGCUCCAUGCUCGUGCGGAACUUGUCCAACAUGGCGCCAAACUGAGCUUGCAUACCUUCCGUGUACACCUUCAUCAUAUCGGCCAUGUCAUGGGUGUCGCCGCUCGUCGCCGCCAUCACGUGCCUCGAGAGACCUUCACCGCAGCAACCCGUGGCCAAUCAAAAUCGGG